Andrographis paniculata is the source of this 3124-nucleotide messenger RNA. RefSeq names its product pentatricopeptide repeat-containing protein At1g10270-like. Bases 61 to 2388 code for a protein of 775 amino acids. Gene Ontology annotation, molecular function: protein binding. The record is from RefSeq and is a predicted model, not a curated record. Gene Ontology annotation, cellular component: chloroplast. The transcript has a single exon. Lineage: Eukaryota; Viridiplantae; Streptophyta; Magnoliopsida; Lamiales; Acanthaceae.
UUUAAGGCUUUCGUUCGAGUAGUCAGUCAGUCAGUCUAGGGUUUGUAAUCGCCGUUAACCAUGGCUGUCUCCUCCGCCCUCACCCGUCUCUUCCUCCGCCGUCGACCUUACUCCACCAACUCCUUCCCCUUCCCCUACUCCGCCGCGCAACACCACAACCACAACCACUCUCAUCCUCCUUCCCCUUCCGAUGCUGCAGCAAACUACCAACAUCCCAACGCCGCCGCUCCCCACCCCCAAUUCAAUCCUCAGUACCCUCCCCCCGCCGCCGAUCCCCGAUAUCCCGGCGCCGUCCCAGCCACUACCACCGCCGAUCCCCGAUAUCCCGCCGCCGCCGCUCCUUCCGUCGAUCCCCAACACCCUUCCGAUGCUCCCCCGAACCAAUCCUACUACAGCGUACCAAAUUACCAUUUCAAUCCCCAAUCCCCGCCGGCGCCGCCGCCCUCCCAAUCGUCGUCGAAUUAUCAUCCCAACCCUCAGUUCUCCGCCGCCAACAACCAAUUUCAGUUCCCCAACACCUCUGCCCCCAACAACACUUUCCAAUUUCCCGGUUCCUCUUCCACCACCGCACCCCCCCAGCGCUCGUACGGCUUCUCCUCAGCAGAGGAAGCCGCCGCCGAGCGUCGCCGCCGCAAGCGGAGGCUCCGAAUCGAGCCUCCACUGUUCGCCCUCCGCCCCAAUCCUCAAACCCCUCCGCCCAACCCUGACAGCUCCGACCGGCCCCGCCUACCUGACUCCACCUCUGCGCUCGUAGGCCCUCGCCUGAACCUCCACAACCGAGUCCAAUCCCUAAUUCGCGCCGGCGACCUUGAUGCCGCCUCAUAUAUAGCUCGUCAGUCCGUGUUCCAGUACAUCCGACCCACCGUCUUCACCUGCAAUGCUAUAAUUGCCGCCAUGUACCGUGCCAAGAGGUAUAGCGAUGCUAAAGCACUGUUUCAAUACUUUUUCCGGCAGUUUAAUAUUAUACCAAACAUUGUCUCGUACAAUAAUCUCAUUGUCUCGCACUGUGAGUCCAAUGAGGUAGACGAAGCCCUAAAAGUAUACGAGUAUAUUCUUGAGAAUGCCCCCUUCAGCCCUUCGGCUGUCACUUAUCGACAUUUAACGAAAGGGCUUAUUGAUGCUGGGAGGAUCAAUGAUGCUGUAGGGUUGCUUAGGGAUAUGUUGAACAAGGGCCAUGGUGCAGAUUCUUUGGUGUACAAUAAUGUGAUAAAUGGAUUCUUGAAUUUAGGCGAACUAGAUAAGGCGAACGAGCUGUUUGAUGAGUUGAAGGAGCGGUGCACGGUGUAUGAUGGGGUGGUGAAUGCUACAUUCAUGGAUUGGUUUUUCAAUCAGGGGAAGGCGAAGGAGGCAAUGGAGUCUUAUCGGGAUUUGAUGUCCCGGAAUUACAGAAUGGUGCCUGCGACAAGAAAUGUGUUGUUGGAGACGUUGUUGAGGCACGGGAGAAAGAAGGAGGCAUGGGAUUUGUUCCAUGACAUGUUGGAUGACCACACGCCGCCGACUUUUCAGGCGGUGAAUUCUGAAACCGUUAAUAUGAUGGUGAACGAGUGUUUCAAGGAAGGGAAGGUUGAUGAGGCAAUUGAUGUUUUCAAGAGGUCUGGGAAAGGGCAAAAGUCGAAGCCUUUCCAGAUGGAUGUUGCUGGAUUUAAUAACAUGAUGUUAAGGUUGUGUGAGCUCGACAUGAUGGAUGAAGCCGAGCAGUACUACAAGCAGUUAUGUGACAAAGCAUUACCGGCAGACGUUAACACAUACUCAACGUUGAUAGAUGCAUAUAUUAGGCUAGAAAAAGUCGACGAUAUGUUGGAGAAGUUCACCAAAAUGGUUGAGGCAGGUUUAAGGGUUAUCACUCCUCGUGCCAACAAGUGGUUUGGGUUCUUGAUUGAGAAGGCCCGGGCCUCUGAUUGCCUAUCUCUUCUGUCCAAAAUGCUUGAUAAGGAACCAAAACCAGACGUAACCACUUGUGAUGUCGUGAUUAGGGGCCUCAUCAAGGAAGGAAAUUUUGAUGCCACAACUAAUUUUUUGAGAGAGAUGACAAGCCAUGGAAUUGGCAUGACUGCUUCGCUUAAGGAAUUUCUUUUUGAUGCUUUUGAGAAGUUAGGGCGACGGGCAGAGAUAGAGAGUAUUCUGAACAGGCUUUCAGAUCCCUAUUCACCUCAGAGACAGCCAUACUUAGGACAACAAGGUCCCCAAAGAGUCGAAAGGAGGGCUGAAAUGGCAGCACAAGGAGGAAGAAACCCCUCGAUGCCAUGGCAGUCAGGGGGGUCUUCUACACAAAUGUCAUAUGCAAAUCAACAUACAGGACAGACAUAUCAACCCCAAAUGACCUACCAGAAUCCCGUGCCAGAGCAGGAUGCAGAACUUCCACGCAUUGCAGGUCAUGCUGGUUCUUAAUUUAUUUGAGAAUUUUUACUAUCUAUCAUCGGUUAGUUCUUUUUUUGAAGAAUUGAUGAUCCAGGCAGUGUUGAUUUAUAGGUUUGUGAUCAUUGCUGUCAAUUGCUGUUGUUCACCUAUUAUUAAGUGAUUAUUAUGACCACAUAUACAUGAAAUUUUGAAGGGUUAUUUUUAUAAUUCUUGAGGUGUGACGAACCAAUUUUAACAUUAUUUAUAAUGAUGAUAAAUUCAUAAUUAAUUGCAAUGAUCAAAGCUUCUGUAAGGUAGUUGUUUGGCAGUCAUAAUGUGUUUUUAUUUAUUUAUUUAUUUUAAUUUAAUUCCUUGUUCUUCACAAGACUGCUAUGUUAUAGUAGUAUUAUAUAAUGAUGUUGCAUUUCAGGAUGUUGAUUCAAUUAUGUGAUUUUGUGGUUGGUCUCAUGUUAUUGAAUCUUGUGGUCAACUAUUUAAGCAUAUAUUGCUAGAUUGGUUGAAAUGUUCUUUAGAAUUAUAUAUUUAGAAUUACAAAUCUCAACCCCCUUUAUGCUGUAUUUAUAUAACAUAAAAAAGAUGUUGAUAAUGUUCUCUGAAGUUGUGAUUACUUAGUGAAUUUGUUGAUUAUUUGUUGUUUGGUUGAAUGUUGCAGUAAUAGAUGAGAGUUUAGCCAAAUAUUAUACUUUAUUUUUUUCUCUAAAUUUGUAAUGUUCUUGUAUUUUACUUUCUGUAUCCUCUGAAAUACAUGACAAUGUUGUUUGAGAUC